Triticum turgidum subsp. durum (durum wheat) is the source of this 492-nucleotide messenger RNA. Lineage: Eukaryota; Viridiplantae; Streptophyta; Magnoliopsida; Poales; Poaceae. The record is from the annotation of a GenBank genome assembly.
AUGGGGACGAUGACAGAAGGUCGCAAACACGAAGCAGAGGCGUGGCUAGACUGUAGCGACAGCAGGACGGCGAAGGAUAAAGUGGCCGGCGUCGGCCUUGGCGCGAAGCAGGGGAGGCGAAGCUCCUGCUCGGGGAGGUGCGACAAGGGGAACCGCGUGGAGGCGCGGAGGAAGGCGGCAGCGGCGAAUCGAGUCGGAGGUGAGCAUGAGAUGGCAUCAGAGAGGGUACAGUUGUUGCUGCUGCCGACUCUGACGGAGGAGAGAUCUGGCGGCGGAGCUAGCGAGGCGGCGGCGCCGGGUAGACGAGGAGGCAGGCGAGGAGUAGAGGGACGACGGAGCGGAGCAGAGCAGCGCCUCGGGUCUCGUGUAGGAGGUGGGGUCAUGGUCGUGAUCGACCUCGACCUCGUCAAGGGGAUCGGGCGUCUCCCCUGGAGGCGUUGGGUGCAGUUCGCAGCGCUCAGGGGGGAAUCGACAGGAAGGAGCGGGGGUUAG